CUGAAAAGAUUUAAUUUACAUAUAACUCUGGUCACACAUAUUUUAUCCAUAGAAAAGAAGAAUUAGAAUCGUAUCAACAUGCAAGGGCUUGGGUUACAAAGUCUUAAGAAAAAUCCUGCACUGAUCCCACUUUAUGUCUGUGUUGCGGCAGGAGCCAUUGGUGCCGUCUAUUAUAUGGGUCGUUUAGCUACCAGAAAUCCAGACGUGACAUGGAAUCGCUCAACAAACCCAGAACCAUGGCAAGAGUACAAAGACAAACAAUAUAAGUUUUAUUCUCCUGUGAGGGACUACUCAAAAACAAAGAGUGCUGCUCCAAACUAUGAGGAAUAAUAUCUUUAACAUGUUAUUAAAUUCAA
Messenger RNA from Drosophila miranda, 356 nucleotides. It is a transcript of the gene ND-MLRQ, whose product is annotated as cytochrome c oxidase subunit NDUFA4. The record is from RefSeq and is a predicted model, not a curated record. Lineage: Eukaryota; Metazoa; Arthropoda; Insecta; Diptera; Drosophilidae. The coding region runs from base 79 to 330 and encodes 83 amino acids. The transcript is spliced from 4 exons.